Molecule: messenger RNA, 4776 nt
Organism: Diaporthe amygdali
Lineage: Eukaryota; Fungi; Ascomycota; Sordariomycetes; Diaporthales; Diaporthaceae
Exons: 8
Coding region: 1-4776 (1591 amino acids)
Biological process (GO): positive regulation of transcription elongation by RNA polymerase II; transcription elongation by RNA polymerase II; mRNA transcription by RNA polymerase II
Cellular component (GO): transcription elongation factor complex
Molecular function (GO): DNA binding; histone binding; nucleosome binding
Source: RefSeq, a predicted model, not a curated record
AUGAGCAUGCAAGAUUUGAUCGACGACCGCGCUGAGCUGGAUGAUGAGGAAGACGAAGAAUCCUUCGCUGGAGACGAAGAUGGUGAUGAUGUUCAGCCUCGCCGCCGACAAGAGCGCCAACCUGUGGAUGACUCCAGCGAGGAAGACGAGGACGACGAUGACGAAGAGGAGGCACGAAAGAUUCGCGAGGGGUUCAUCAUCGACGACGAUGAAGACGAAGAAGCGAAUGACUCCGAUGAGCGAGAGCGUCGAAGACGUAGAAAGCGCAGGCGAGCGGAGCGCGACGAGGAGGCUCAGCUUGAUGAGGAAGACUUAGACCUCAUUGGUGAGGCCAACCCCGAGUUCCAGAGCAGAGAACAGUCUCAGUCGCACUUCAAACGCCUCAAGCGCGGUCAUCGCGAUGAAGACCGUCACAAUAAACGAACGGGCCGACUGGAGGAAAUGUUCUCAGAAGACGAAGAUGAUGCCGUCGACGAUCGCCAAUACGCCCGCCCGAGCCACGGCCGCGCUGCCGUCGACGAGUUCGAUGACUUCAUCGAGGAUGAUUACGGCGAUGAAGAGGAGCGCAUCAGGCAGCAAGAGGAUAUGGAAGUCGCUCGUGGGCGUGAUCGUCUUGAUGUCGGCGACAUGACCGGCCUGGACAAAGAGACACUAGAAGACAUGGAAGCCAUCUUCGGCAACGGCGAAGAGUAUCUAUGGGCUCUAGAGAAAGAGGAAGACGAGGAAGAAGGUGUCGAAGAACAGCAGCUCGAGCUCAAGGACGUUUUUGAACCUUCUCAGCUGACCGAGAGGCUUCUGACGGACGAGGACAACGAGAUACGCGCCACAGACGAACCGGAGCGAUUCCAGCUUGAUCGGCGGCCAUUCAAGAAGUCCCAGAUCCAACCAGAUCUAAAAGAAGAGACGAAAUGGAUAUCGGAUCAGAUGUGGGCUUUCAAGAAGUACAACAUGGACGAAAUGCUGGAAGGUCACUUCGCCAAAGCCGUCAGCAAGGUUCUGGAGUUCUUUAUCAUCGACUCGGUCGAAGUGCCCUACGUGUUCCAGCACCGCAAGGACUAUCUAAUUCACGCCAGAAAGGCGAGAAACCCGGAUUAUAACCGGCGGGAUCAGGAUUCGUCUGAAUUCAUAGUACAAGCCGAGAAACUAUUGAACCAGGAUGACCUCUGGAAGAUCCUGGAACUUGAAAGCAAAUUCCGUGGGUUCGUUGAGAAGCGAGCAGCGCUAGAGAAGAAUGUUGCCAGCCUCCGCGGCCUCGAUGUGGAGGAUAGCAUGCUUGAAGAACAAAUAACGGCGGCAAAGCAGAUGGAAGAGCUUCAGGACUUGCUCGAUUAUGUCAACUUCAAAUACUCGACUCAGUUGAAGGACGUCACAGCUACGGAUGGCGAAGCACUCAAGCGACCUGGAGCCCGGUCAUCUUUGUUUGACCGAGUCCGCAAGAGUAAGGCCUACGACUUUUUCCUGGCUUACGGCUUGCCCCCCGAGACCGUGGUAUCCAAUCGACUCAACGCGAAAAUGAACAAUCAGCGUGUUGUCGCUGAUGACCCAUCGGAGCAUCCAGUCGACUUGGCAGACAGCUUGACGGACGGCGACUUCUCCACUGCCGAUUCUGUGAUUGGUGCUGCUCGUCAAUUGUAUGCCGAGGAGUUGUUUUCCAGUCCAAGGCUACGCAAGUGGAUGCGUGAGCAUUACUUUGGGAAUGCUGUCUUCAACUGUCGUCGUACCGAAAAAGGCCUGCGCAGAAUCGAAGAGUCGCACCCUUUCUAUGAGAUCAAAUACGCCAUCAAUCUCCAGCCGCAAGAUUUCGCUCGGAGGCCAGAACUUUUCUUGAAGAUGAUGAAGGCUGAAGAAGAAGGUCUGGUCGAGGUCAAGUUGUCCCUUCAGGAUGAACGCGAAUUGAGGCGACAGUUUUUCCAAGACUUUGCAUCCGAUAACUUCAGCGAGAAAGCAGACGCCUGGAACGACGAGCGCAAGAAGGUACUGGACUCCGCGCUGUCAAAGCUAGACAAAAUGAUGGUUAAAGCCGUUAAAGAUGGUAUGCGCACACAGUGCCAGGAAUCUAUUCUCAAGAUUUGUCGAGAAGAAUAUACCCGCAGACUCGACCAAGCACCUUACAAGCCCAAGGGGAUGGUUCUGGGCACAACGCCUCGCGUUCUCGCGCUUUCAAACGGAAUGGGUGAUCCGGGCCGAGAGAAGAUCUCGUAUGCUUGGGUCGAGGAAGACGGUCGCGUAAUCGAAUCCGGCCAGCUGGGUAACUUAGCUCGGGAUGAGGAGGCUCGCGAACAGUUCGCAGAACUGGUUAGAAGACGAGAACCCGACGUCAUCGCUGCCAGUGGGUUCUGCGCCGACACGCACAAACUCGUCAAGGACUUAGAGAACCUCGUCAACGAGAAGGGUCUCAUGGGACCUGAAUAUGACGACCAGGAAACCAACGAACUCCGCACAGAUUUGCUUGAAGUCAUGGUUGUCAACGAUGAGGUCGCCCGCCUCUACAAAGACAGUCCCCGAGCGAUAGCUGAACACCCGACAUUGCCCUCUCUCACCAGAUACUGUGCUGCCCUUGCACACUAUCUUCAGAACCCGCUCAAAGAGUAUGCGGCACUAGGCAAAGAUAUAAUAUCGUUGUCUUUCCACCCUUGCCAAAACUUGCUCCCUCCAGAGAAGUUGAACAAGUACCUCGAGACGGCAAUGGUGGACAUGGUGAAUCUCUGCGGUGUCGAUAUCAAUGAGGCUGUUAAGGAUCCCUACACUGCUAAUCUGUUGCCGUACGUAUCUGGUCUCGGCCCACGGAAAGCGCAAGCCGUCAUCAAGGGCAUCAACAUGAAUGGCGGUGUCGUGAACUCGCGAGACGAACUCGUGGGUGAUCCCGACAACAACAAGCUCCCCGUCGUCGGCCCGAAGGUCUGGGACAACUGCGCCAGUUUCCUGUUUAUCGAAUACGACACCUCCAAUCCCCAUUCGGAACCGUUGGACAAUACUCGAGUACACCCAGAGGAUUACGAGCUCGGACGCAAGAUGGCGGCUGACGCACUAGAACUCGACGAAGAAGAUGUCAAAGCCGAGACCGACGAGAACGGACCUGGUGCUAUUGUUCGUAAACUCUUCCGGGACGACGAGCAAGAAAAGGUCAACGAGCUUGUUCUUGAGGAAUACGCUGAACAGCUGGAGGCGCAAUACAGCCAGCGGAAGCGCGCAACGCUUGAGACUAUCAGGGCGGAACUGCAGGCGCCAUACGAAGAGUUGCGACGGCACUUCAUGACCCUUAGUUCUGAUGAGAUAUUCACUAUGUUUACUGGAGAGACCAAGGAAUCUCUGGCGGAGGACUCAAUCAUCCCCGUAAACGUUCGGAUUGUCAAGGACGACUUCGCUAUAGUCAGGCUUGACUGUGGCAUCGAAGGUCGUAUCGAAGCUCACGAGGUGUCAUACCGUUCUUCAGUCAAGGAUGUCCUGUCCGUCGGCCAAACGGUUCAGGCGAAACUUCUGGAGAUUGACCGUAAGGCUUUUCUGGCCAAAUUGACGGUCCGCGAGGAUAUGCUACGGCGACCCAAUAGGAGGCACGAUUAUGACCGCAACAUGUGGGACUUCCGACAAGAAGAAGAGGACAAGGAGGAGCUCAAAGAGAAGGAUAGGACUACCGGCCGGACGCAGCGUGUCAUCAAACAUCCCCUAUUCAAGCCCUUCAACGCCACACAAGCCGAAGAGUGGCUCGGAUCCCAGUCCCCGGGAGAAGUAGUCAUCAGGCCAUCAUCCAAGGGUAAUGAUCAUCUUGCAAUAACGUGGAAGGUGGCAGACGGCGUCUAUCAGCACGUCGAUGUGCUCGAACUGCAGAAGGAGAAUGAAUUCUCCGUCGGCCGUUUGCUCCGUGUGGGUGGCAAGCACUCGUACACCGAUCUCGAUGAGUUGAUCGUCGACCACGUGAAGGCCAUGGCCAAGAAGGUCUCUGAGUUGAUGCAGAGCGAGAAGUUUCAAAAAGGCUCGAAGGCUGAGCUUGAAAAAUGGCUCACCACCUACAUGGACGCCAACCCCAAUCGUUCGAGCUACGCCUUCUGCAUCGACAGUAAACAUGCAGGCUACUUCUGGCUGUGCUUCAAGGCCAAUAGAGCGUCACGGGUCAUGGGCUGGCCGGUACGUGUCGUGCCGAACGGUUUCGAGUUCUUGAAGAACCAGUACCCAGAUGUGAGGGCACUUACGAAUGGUUUCAAGAUGAGGUAUCAAAGCGAGAUCCAGCGCAUUUCAGUGAAUGAGAGGAAUAAAGGGCGCGAAUUCCAUCAGCGUCAUUUCUAUGUGCGGGGCCAAUUUCAUGUCGCAAGCGUUCGAAGCAGCAUGUUGAUCAAUGGUGUCUACAUGUCUGCAGCGCCCUAUUCUUCAGUUUUACAGCCUAGGCAUAACUUUGCAGCGCCCAUCCCACUUCCGGAUAUUCGGUAUCCUGAGUGGAAUAUGGCUGUGCUAUGGUCACUUCCAACGUUCGAAGUUCUUCCUCAAUGUCUAGCCCUCAUCGCAGUCGCAGUGUCACUCCAGCCGGUACACCUCUCACCGGUGUCGGAACUGAAUGUUCCUCUCUCCAAUACUCGCCCAACCACGAACAUGGUUGUGUCUUGUCCUUACAAGUCAUUCCUCAUCUGGUAUAUAUUGACAGAGAGCAUGGACUUCUCCAGAGUUGAGUCAGCUGAAAUUCUGGCACCAAAAACAGAGGAAAUGACACAACUCGCUCAGCCACGUCGUCUGUCAGUUGUUGCAUGCAUAUUGCAACCCUCCCUCCUUUCUGCAAGCGCCGGCUGA